AUGUCGUGUACCCUGUCUAUACUCAAUUACUCAUUUACUCAUUUCCUCCAUCACCCUUUUCAGCUUAGCCACUCACUUUCGCGUUUAUCGCAGCCGCUCCGAAACCAGCGCCAGCUCCGAUCUCCUGCACCUGCCGCGUGCGUGGGCUGCGUGCUGGACAAUGCUGGGCCUGCACCGAAUCUGCAGUACCUGCGCCAGCGCGACUGUGGUGCAAAUCCUAGUAUCAAGACAAGACUACUAAACAAUCUAAACGAGUCAACAACGGUUAGCUCAAAAUGUCAUCUCAUACACUCCAUUCCUCUUCUGCUCUUCUGCUCUUUUUUUCCUUUUUUCUUUCCUUUUCUUUUUCUUUUCUCUUUCUUUCCACCUUCGUGCCGCUACCGAACACGAUGUUUUUUUCCGCCACGUAUCUCACCAUAUAUAAACCGCGCCGUGUCGCCAGGUCUCUGCGCUUAA
Molecule: messenger RNA, 456 nt
Organism: Meyerozyma guilliermondii ATCC 6260
Lineage: Eukaryota; Fungi; Ascomycota; Pichiomycetes; Serinales; Debaryomycetaceae
Exons: 1
Coding region: 1-456 (151 amino acids)
Source: RefSeq, a predicted model, not a curated record